CUCUCAGCUGAUCGGACUCAAGCGAGACAUGGAUAUUGUACUCGUGUGAUCAUUAUCGUCAUCACAGUUACACUAACUGAUGUGUUAUUAUUAUUGAUAGCCUGUGUUGUAUUUACACGAAUGUUCAUAGUUGUAAUUGAUGAUACCGCCGAUGUUGUUGCCGAUUAUAUCGCUCGCCUCCGCGUUGAAUUGAGGCGAGUCUGACCCGCUGAUCGCUACUCAUAAUUAAGGUAACUGGUACACAUCAAGUCGUGAUCACUUGCAGUGCUCUCGUGUGUCAUUCCACUGCUGGAUGAGGACCCCCCCCCCUGCCCCGCCUCCACACCAGAGGUCGCAACCGGGUACCCGAUACCCGUACCCUACCGAUACCCGGCUACCCGGCCGGGUACGGGUAGGCCGUGAGUCACUGCACUAAGACCGGGGGGCCAUGUCGUACGCCCUGUGCCGCUGGCGGGCGCUGGCAGCGCGGGCUAGCACACAGCGGCCCCUUCAAGCUGCCCACGACAACAGGGGCCUCCUCCUCGCGUCUCCCGCUGCCGGGGGAGGUUCCCUCGCCACGGCCCCCGCCCGGGGCCUGCGAUGCUCGGCGGCGCGCGCGUCCGUCAUGCCGGCGUGGCAGCUGCAGUCGUACGGCGGGCUCGACGCGCUCCGCUACAACGCCAACACUCCCUUCCCCAUCAUCGUCUACCCCAACGAGGUGGUGGUGAGGGUGCACGCGUCGAGCCUCAACCCCAUCGACGCCGCCAUGUCGCGCGGAUACGGCGCGCGCGUGCUGAACACGAUGCGCGACCCCCUGCGCAUGAAUCCGCGUGACAGCGAGCUGCCCCUCGUGCUGGGCAGGGACUGCUCUGGGGUCAUCAUGGAGUGCGGAGUUUCUGUCCAGCACUUCCGCCCGGGCGACGAGGUGUGGCUGGCCUUGCCUCCGUGGAAGCAGGGCACGUUCGCCGAGUUCGUCGUGGCCAGCGCCAACGAGGUGGCCCACCGGCCGAUGCGAUUGAGCCACGAGGAGGCGGCCUCCAUCCCGUACGUGGCGCUCACCGCCUGGUCCGCCCUGGUCACCACGGGAGGGCUCAACAACAAGACGGCUCGCGGCAAGAGGGUUCUCAUUUUGGGUGGAUCGGGAGGAGUGGGGACAUUCGCUAUCCAGCUGCUGAAGGCGUGGGGCGCCCACGUGACGGUGACGUGCAGCGAGGACGCCCGCCCGCUCCUCGCCGGCCUCGGCGCCGACCACACCCUCGACUACCGCCACCGCGACCUGCCGGAGCGCGCACGGGCCCUCUCGCCAUUCGACCUAGUGCUGGACGGAGUAGGGGGCUCGCUGGAGCAGUGGGCCCUGCGCUGCCUGCGACCGUGGACGAGCGCCAAGUACGUGACGCUGGUGACGCCGCUGCUGCUCAACGCCGACCGCUUCGGCCUCGGCGACGGCAUGGUCAAGUCGGGCCUCACCCUGGGCCGCAGGGUGCUCUCCAGCUUCUACAGCGGAGUUCACUACCGAUGGGGGUUCUUCACGCCCAACGGCCCCGCCCUCGACGACAUCACAGAGCUCGUCAACAGCAAGAAGAUCCGACCCGUCGUAGAGAAGGUUUUGCCCUUCCAGGACGUGCUGAAGGGUUUGCACGCGAUGGAGAGGGGCCACGCGCGUGGGAAAACCGUCGUCACCGUCUCCUCGGCCGCACGAUAGCGCCUCUGCCAUGGCGUCGUGUAGCUUCGGCGGAGGGAAGGGGCCGGGUGGAGGGGAAGGAGGGGGAGGGAGCGCAGAACUGGGCUCUAUCGAUUGUUGAAGCCGUCGGAUACUCGACCGAUUCACGAACUCGAUCGCUCGACCAAUCGGGUUGUGAGGAAGACAGCGGGAGAACAAAAGAAGUGUCGCUUCGGUUCCCGUGGGAGGGUGAUGGGCGGGGCUUGGUGACAUCAUCGACAUCAUCGUCACCGACCGCGUCACACUGGGCGUGGCUUGUACAGGGGGUUUCCCGACUUCGGGAGGCAGGAUGUGGGGGUGGCCCCAAUAUAUCGAUUGAUCAACUUGAUCGACUCGCCGCCCCGGCUCUCGUUGGGAGCGCGGCGUGUGUGACGCGGCGUCGUAGCGCCCGUAAGCGGUGUGACGGAGCGUGCCAUCCUCGCAAGGGUGAGACGCCGGACCCUUCCGUCCCGUGAACUUUUAACGUAGAAGAACAACAGUGCUGUUUUCAAGUCGGCCAUUGUGUGCUUAGAAGCGAGCUGGUUAGCGCAUACGGCGGGUUCUGAGUCCGACCGUCAAACUCCUUUGGCGCGGGCCACAUGUCCACACCGACGCCUAAUUUUGCGUGACCCAAUGAUAACGCGAAAAUAAAUAAAUGUCCAUAAUUUAUUGUACGUCGCCGCAAUUUGCUGUUGAUAUCCCCCCCCCCCGCGCCUCCCAUCCGGUGCACCUCGAGGCACCGCAUUUGAGACCAAAUAUUCCACAAUGCAGCGUGGACAGCAAACGCAACAAAUGAGGAGAUAACGAAGUCGGGCAGCUAAUCCGGGGGGGGGCCCUUUCCGCACCUCCGAUCGGCACGGUCGGCUACGUACGGUGCGAAAGAAGUUCAACGUAGACACGUGCUUUCAGCGACGCUACAUUACAAGAGCGGUGUUGCUGCCAGGUUGAAAAUUGUUCUCCCCCCUCCCCUCUAGCUCCCGAUCAGUGCGGCUAAGAUUGCGUUGCCGCGACGGUUAUGAACAUCGCCAGCGGGCCGAAUCAAAGCACCUCCGAUUAGCACGGUUGGCUACGUACGGCGCGAAAGAAGUUCAUAUACAGAGCGGCUAAGUCGAGCGAAGGCCCUUGGUGAACGGAAAGUCUGUCGAUCGCUGCCGCUCGGAUGUACGAUAGCGAAUGGGAAAUAAACAAACUCGAUGCUUUGUUUGCGCGGUGGGUUGGUGAUGGAUGUGCCCUACUGCACGAUCCGUCCGUAAAUGCUCCACGCCAUGUUCGAGGUACAUGCCUGGCAUGCUCUUAAGUUUUUUCGGUAAAGUCACGUAGGUAAAAAUAAAUAAUAGAAAUAAAAUAAUAAAUCACGACGUUUCGGAGGCAACGCAAGUCUCCGUCAUCAGGUGGGACCGUCACAGCUAGAUUUAUUGUAUCAAGUGAGGAAAAAUUCCAAGAGACGAGCUCUUAAAUACAAGUUAAGGGGGAGGGGGGGGUUUAUCUGAAUGUGGUAGCCAAUGAAUGGAACGUGUUGAGGGGGUGGGCGGGUCUAAAAGAGAACAAUCGGUGCACCUCAACUCGGGGUUGUAACCGGUGUUGGCUGACAAUCCAAAUACAAAAAAAUUAACCCGUAAAAACAAAGUUUUUCACUAUAAAUCCUUUAUGUGCGUGGCGGCUAGAGUCCUCUCGUCCUCUGGCUUGAGAUGGCUGCCACCUAUGGGUCAGAUGAUUGCCUGCCACCAUUAAGCAAUUGGUAAUUAAAUAUUUUAAAAAAUUCCUAAAAAGUGUACAAUUUUUGAAAAAAAUUUUCACGAAAAUAAAUUGUCACGCACAAC
This is a messenger RNA of Lethenteron reissneri (Far Eastern brook lamprey), 3498 nucleotides long. RefSeq names its product reticulon 4 interacting protein 1 (gene RTN4IP1). Gene Ontology annotation, molecular function: zinc ion binding; oxidoreductase activity. NCBI's taxonomy places the organism in Eukaryota, Metazoa, Chordata, Hyperoartia, Petromyzontiformes, Petromyzontidae. The record is from RefSeq and is a predicted model, not a curated record. Gene Ontology annotation, cellular component: mitochondrion.